Capsaspora owczarzaki ATCC 30864 is the source of this 1559-nucleotide messenger RNA. RefSeq lists its product as hypothetical. Gene Ontology annotation, biological process: lipid metabolic process. Lineage: Eukaryota; Filasterea; Ministeriida; Capsasporidae. The coding region runs from base 33 to 1445 and encodes 470 amino acids. The transcript is spliced from 2 exons. The record is from RefSeq and is a predicted model, not a curated record.
UUUUUUUUUUUUUUUUUUGGCCUUGUACAGAAAUGGACGAGCCGUAUGUGCAGUCGCUGGGACUCUGCAGCCUCGCCCUCGCGUACUGCGAUAUGACUGUGCUCUUCUUCUUCCCGCUCCUCCCGCGGCUGCCGCUCAUCACGACGCGCGCUGCGUUCACACAGGCCGCGCUCUGGUCGCUGCUCCGACUCGUCAUUGCCCUGCCGCCCAUUGGCAUGGUGAUCAAGGCCGCUGUCGUGCUGUCUGUCAACAAUCCAGAAAGCCAUGUCACUCCACUCAUAGCGUGGCUUGUUUCCUGUGCAUACAUGCUGCUCGCUGCCACGAUCCUGUUUUAUCUGGUUGGCGAUGGGCAUCGCACGUCGAGUCCGCCUCUUGGUCCGUUGCAAUGGCUGUUGACAACACUCACUGCUCCCACGCCGGCGCAACCGACGAGCUCCACCAAGGUCAGCAAUGCUGCAACGACUCAAGCAAAGCAAGCAUCGGUGAUUGCUGCCUCCAAGUCCAAUCAUCCUCCAAUGUCGCAAGUCGCGCUUGCUUUGGCUCACGGCGCGUUCAAGCUGGUCUUGUUGGCGUUCGUGAUGCGCCACUGGCUCAAACUCCGCCAGCAGCAGUCGCGUCCGACGGUUGUGAUGGGUCCGGACGGCACCCUCAUCCGAGAAGAGGUUGACUUUCACGUGCUGGGCUGGGUGCUCCGGUCCAGCCUGUACGCCGUGAUUCUCUACCUUCUGCUGUCGGCGCUGCUCGACUUUGUUGCUAUGGUGCUCGCACUAACCAUGCGCGUCAAGCUAGUCGACUUGUGGAACUCGCCGUUUGCCUCAGCCUCGCCGCGAGACUUUUGGGGUCGGCGGUGGAAUACGAUCGUACGCGUCAUCUACAACCAGGCGUUGAUGCGGGGACUACUUCUCGCGGGCAAGGCCUGGAAUCGUGUCCGUCAGGUCGACCGCAUGACAGCUGCGGGCGGCGCUCAAGUCAACGCGGACGGGGAGCUCGUGUUCAAAGGCUCCGACACCAAAGCUACGGCGCGCGCUUCGAGCAAAAGCACAACAGACACGCCACCUGCUGCAGCUAAAGGCGGCCAUGCCGCGGCAAGCAACGCAGCUACACCCGUAUCUGCGCCCAGUGAAGGGCUCGUGUACUCGCUUAUCGCCGUCAACAUUGUUUUCGGGCUGCUGGGUUUGAGCCACGAACUCAUCAUGUGGUGUACCCUUGGCGCUGCAACUGGCGAAAACUUCCUCUUCUUCUUCCUGCACGGCAACGCAUGCGUGCUACAGUCGUACAUUGAACGGACGUACCCUCGGUUUACGGCCGCCCUCACAAAGGAGUCGGAUUUGCCUGCCACCACCCUGAACAUGGUCUUUUUUGCCUGCACUUCCGAUCUCUUCUUCCGCCCAUACUUGGCAGCAGAUUUUUUCGAGAAGAGCUUUGAAAUGUUGCAGGCGAGUUGAUUGAAUGCGUCGUGUUCAAAGCCACAUCUACUCCUCCAGAAUGUCAACAUGAAAUGGGCAAAGCAUACGCUAUUAAAUCACAACAAGAAAAAAAUUACAAACUCAGAAAUUCGC